GAAUACUCAGCGGAUGAGGAUUUCAGGUCCCAGGUUGCUGGGCGGUAGGGUGUGACGCAAUCUCACACCCAGGGGCGUAAUGGCCUCUGGGUUUUCCCGGGGGACUUCCGCUGUUGAGCUGUACCUCAUUGCUAGGAAACGGGCGCCAGAAAGUUCUCAAACAAGGUCCCGCUUUCUUAGAGUGGUAACGUCGUGCGCCGGUUGGGAAAGGGCGGUGGAAGGAGCGGAGCCUCUGUGAACCAUGCUCGCGAACUGUGGGUCCGUCUGUAAAGAGGCCCGUCUUAACGGUACCGAGGUUAGAAUCUGCGCUGGGAAAGACUUUUGCUGCAGGCCGAAAACUACACUUCCCAGAAUCCUCGUGGUGCCAGAACUACGUUGCCCGAAAGCCUGAGCGUGAUUCAGCCAGCCUCUCACCUCCACCCGCCAGCCUGAAAACAGGAAAUGUGGAGUCGCAGUGUUUGGCGGCUCCUGUGCUCUGACGGCCGUGCCGGCCGCCGGGUUUCCAUCCUCGGCGGGCGUUUCUCGCCGGCCCUGCGGAGAGACUUUUUCACCACCACAACCAAGGAAGGAUAUGAUAUGAGGCGAGUGGACCUAACUCCUUUAGAACAAAGGAAAUUAACGUUUGAUACCCAUGCACUGGUUCAGGAUUUGGAAACUCAUGGAUUUGACAAAGCACAAGCAGAAACAAUUGUAUCAGCAUUAACCACUUUAUCAAAUGUCAGCCUGGAUAGUAUCUAUAAGGAGAUGGUCACUCGAGCUCAACAGGAAAUAACAGUACAACAACUAAUGGCUCAUUUGGACUCCAUCAGGAAAGACAUGGUCAUCCUAGAGAAAAGUGAAUUUGCAAAUCUGAGAGCAGAGAACCAGAAAAUGAAAACUGAAUUGGAACAAGUUAAGCAGCAACUGAUAAAUGAAACCAGUCAGAUCAGAGCAGACAAUAAACUGGACAUCAACCUAGAAAGAAGCAGAGUAACUGAUAUGUUUACAGAUCAAGAAAAGAAACUUAUGGAAGCAACCACAGAAUUUACCAAAAAUGAUACCAAAACCAGAAGUAUUAUUUCAGAGACCUGUAAUAAAAUUGACACUGAAAUUGCUUCUUUAAAAACACUGAUGGAGUCUAACAAGCUUGAGACUAUCCGUUACCUUGCAGACUGUCCAAAAGAAGGCCAUGCACACCACCAGCAACUCCUAAAGUGGACUCCAGCAGAUUCAAGGAGACUGUGGACUGGAACUGGGGGAAGGAUUCCAAUGUGGAAUUGUAGAUUGAACCAGGGCACUCCAUUAGAGCCUCUGCUGUAGGUCUAAACUGACUCCUGAACCCAGGACUGGAGAAUCAAUUAGAUCCGCAGCUUGAACACAAAAAGUGGAGCUGAAACUGAGAGGGACUUACCAGUGGUCCUCAGAAAUGGCAAGGACAGCACACUCUAAGGUUUUCUGGGUGCCACACCUGUAUUUCUCAUUGUCCCCAAAUGCCAACGGAUGUUCGCUGCCACCAGAUGUGUUAAAAAACAAAACUAAGUAAACUUGAAGAUCUAAUUGGCUUUAUUAAACAGUUCAUGAACUGGGCAGCAUCUCAUCUAGCAAGUAGAGGCGAACUCUCAGAAGUUGUACAAAAUGGAAGGUUUGGGGGCACCUGGCUAGCUCAGUUGGGAAAGCACGCUGACUCUUGCCCUGAGUUUGAGCCCCACACUGGGUAUAGAGAUUAAAUAAAUAAAACUUGGGGAAAAAAUAGGUUUUUGUAGAAGGAGGGUUGGGCAAGAAGGUUAUUAGCAAAAGAAAGGGACUGUUCCGGGCAAAGUCCCUUUCCCUAAGUGGGAGUGCAGGUAGUUUUAUCAUGCAAAUUACUUCAUCUUCUUUUAGGGGAUGGAGGGGAUCCUUGCGGAUGACUGCAAAAUUCCCACUGACUGGUUAAGACCACACUUCUGGGGCAAGUUUAAACUGCAAUUAGAUUAGGUAAUAAGCUUCAGUUUGGGGACCCAGCCUAAGUGACGUUUGGGGUGUGUGGUUUUUCCUUUUUAAUACUGUUUGUCAGGGAAAGUAAUUGCUGACAUUUGAUUUUGAGAUCUGUUAGCUACUAUCUCCCAGGGUAACUAUGGAGCACAAAAGAAAAAAAGGAGGAGGUAUAACAGGUUUCCUUUAUCACUUGCAGUGGAAGUUUAACAAGCAGUUAGUAUAUAAGUUUAACGAGCAACUCUGCAACCUACUAAUAGGAAAAAGCAUAUAGAUGUCUAAGAAAUGUAUAAAAACAAGUACAGAAUGAUGCAAAAAAGAUAAAUUGGUUGCUCCACAGUGGAAAGAAAUGAAAAUUUUAUGUUUAUUCCUACAUUCUUCCAUAAGGAUUUGAGUGGACCUCCAGAGGACAAUCACUAAAAUAGAUACAGGCAAAAAUGAUAACAAGUAUAGGGGGGAAAUUACCUUUUUACCUUAAAUCCAGCUGAGCACAGAUACUACCCAAAAAUUAGACUGUUACAUACUGAGCUCAGGUACCAUGUGACCUGACCCAGUUACAGGGCCCGAAGGAAUGAGAAAAAUGCCCUACAUUCGUAGUACUUUCUUUUUAUAAAAAGUAAUGUGUUUUCAUAAAUUGUGUCCUAUAACCAAAAGCAAUAUAGUUGAAGUGAAAGCCUUCCACUCCCUCCCCACAUGUAUUUACCAUUAGUAGAUCUCUUUCUAGGCUUUUUCUUACAUAUAUAAACAUUACAGAUUAUUAAAAACAAUAAUUUGUAUUGUACAGACUACAACUUUUUCAAAUUUAACCAAAUGUUUUAAGUAUCUUUGCGUGGCAAAACAUAUGUAUCUUUUUACUCAAAAGCAGAGUAUUCCAUUAUAUGAAAAAGCCAUAAUUUA
Molecule: messenger RNA, 2847 nt
Organism: Panthera uncia (snow leopard)
Lineage: Eukaryota; Metazoa; Chordata; Mammalia; Carnivora; Felidae
Gene: CCDC90B
Product: coiled-coil domain containing 90B
Exons: 9
Coding region: 442-1299 (285 amino acids)
Cellular component (GO): mitochondrion
Source: RefSeq, a predicted model, not a curated record